CAAGUUACCAGGACACGUUCACUUUGCGUUGGUCUGAUUCUCUAGAGUUCAUGACACACAAGCUGCUACACAACACGAGUCAGGGCAAAUACACGCUGGGAAUCGAACUGAGUGGUGGUGUUUCAUCCCCUCAUCCACACACCGUUACACUGGACACACUCCCACACACAGUCACGUGAUUUCCAGUAACUGCAGAGAGGGGGAGGAGCCUCCAGUGAAAGUGAAAGUGUUCAGACUCGUUCUAACUUCGAGGAGCAGACGGAGGAGACGUGAAGUCUGAGGCUGAGAGAAGAAGAUUCAGGAUGAACUUCUGUCAGUCAAUCAACAGUUUGACUCAACGCUGUGAUUGGCUGAGUCCAACACAUUAAACCUACAACUGUCUCAGGUUACGUGACAACAGGGACACAGUACUGAAGAUGAGUGUUCAAGAGGAGGAAGAGGAGAGAGCAGAGUCUCCAGGGUUCAGCUGUGUGUCUCUGAAGAGGGACUGGUCCAUGGGAGAUCCCCCACUCUUCAGUAAAGAACCUGGACCCUCAACCACAAAAGGUCAGGACCACAGACUGAGAGCAGAGUCUCCAGGGUCCAGAUGUCUGUCUCUGAAGAGUGACUGGUCCAUGGGAGUUCCUCCACUCUUCAGUAAAGAACCUGGACCCUCACCCACAGAGGAGAGGAAGAGGAGUCAUGUUUCUGAGGAGGAGCAGUCGUCCUGCUGUGCUUCGUGUCAGGACGUCCUGAAGGAUCCAGUCUCCACCAGCUGUGGACACUGGUUCUGCAGACGGUGCAUCACCUCAUACUGGGACCAGUCUGGUUCUUCAGGAGACUCCUCCUGUCCCCAGUGUGGAAAAAGAUCCAGAACAGGAGCUGGAGCAGAUCGUGGUCUGCAGGAGGUUUCAGAUGAACAUAAGCUCAGUGUGAGGAGGAGAUGUGAACAUGUGACUGAAGGAAGUGAUGAAACAGGAAGUAGAACCCUCCUCAACAGGAUCUACACUGAGCUCCACAUCACAGAGGGACAGAGUGAAGAGGUUAAUACUCAACAUGAGGUGAGGCAGCUUGAGACGGCUUCCAAGAAGAAGAUCCUCCAGGACACUCCCAUCAAGGUCCACGACAUCUUUAAAGCCUCCACUGACCAGCAGAGCAGCAUCAGAGUCGUCCUGACCAACGGAGUCGCUGGCGUUGGAAAAACCUUCUCGGUGCAGAAGUUCACUCUGGACUGGGCAGAGGGUUCAGAGAACCAGGAUGUGGGUCUGCUGGCUGUGCUUUCGUUCAGGGAGCUGAACCUGGUGAAGGACCAGCAGCACAGUCUUCUCACGCUGCUCCAUGUUUUCCAUCCAGCGUUACAGAAGCUCACGGCAGAGACGCUCGCUGUCUGUAAACCUUUGUUCAUCUUUGACGGCCUGGAUGAAAGCAGACCUUCUCUGGACUUCAACCACAGGGAGCUUGUGUCUGAGGUCACACAGAGGUCAUCAGUCAACGUGCUGCUGACAAACCUCAUCCGGGGGAAUCUGCUUCCCUCGGCUCUCGUCUGGAUAACCUCCAGACCUGCGGCGGCCAAUCAGAUCCCUCCUGCAUGUGUUGACAGGGUCACAGAAGUACGAGGCUUCACUGAGGCCCAGAAGGAGGAGUACUUCAGGAGGAGAUUCAGUGAUGAAGAGCUGUGCAGCAGAAUCAUCUCACACAUCAAGACGUCCAGGAGCCUCCACAUCAUGUGUCAAAUCCCAGUCUUCUGCUGGAUCAGUGCUACAGUUCUGGAGCACAUGUUGACCACAGACCAGAGAGGAGAGCUGCCCAAGACCCUGACUGACCUGUACUCACACUUCCUGCUGGUUCAGACAAAGAGGAAGAACAACAAGUACGGUGAGGGACAUGAGACGACUCCACAGCAGCUGACGGAGGCUGACAGGGACGUUCUCCUGAAGCUGGGGAGGCUGGCACUUAAACAUCUGGAGGAAGGAAACAUCAUGUUCUACCAAGAAGACCUGGAGAGGUGUGGUCUUAAUGUCACAGAGGCCUCGGUGUACUCAGGACUUUGUACUGAGAUCUUCAGAAGAGAGUGUGUGAUCUUCCAGAAAUCAGUCUACUGCUUUGUUCAUCUGAGCGUUCAGGAGUUUCUGGCUGCAGUCUACAUGUUCCACUGUUACACCGAGAGGAACACAGAAGAACUCAACAACUUCUUGGGAACAAAUUGGAUCAUAUACAGAAUCUUCUCCCUGGAUGACCUCCUGAAGAGAACCGUGGAGAAAUCCCUCACCAGUACAAAUGGUCAUCUGGACCUGUUUGUUCGCUUCCUUCACGGCCUCAGUCUGGAGUCCAACCAGAGAGUCCUAGGAGGCCUGCUGGGUCGGACAGAGAACAAUCCAGAGAUCAUCCAGAGAGUCAUCAACAACCUGAAGAAGAUGAAGAGUUACAACAUUUCUCCUGACAGAAGCAUCAACAUCUUCCACUGUCUGACUGAGAUGAACGACCACUCAGUUCAUCAGCAGAUGAAACAGUUCCUGACGUCAGAGAACAGAUCAAAGGAGGAACUCUCUGAGAUCCACUGCUCAGCUCUGGCCUACAUGCUGCAGAUGUCAGAGGAGGUUCUGGAUGAGUUGGACCUGAAGAAGUUCAACACAUCAGACCAGGGUCGACUGAGACUGAUCCCAGCUGUGAGGAACUGCAGGAAGGCUCUACUCGUUGAUUGUGAACUCUCAGAGACUCACUGUGAAGUCGUGGCCUCAGCUCUGAAGUCAGACCCCUCACAUCUGAGAGAACUUGAUCUGAGUAUCAACAAGCUGCAGGAUUCAGGAGUGAAGCUGCUGUGUUCUGGACUGGAGAGUCCAAACUGUCGACUGGAGACUCUGAGGUUGAAGAGCUGCAGUCUGUCAGAGAUCAGCUGUUCUUCUCUGGCUUCAGCUCUGAGGUCAAACCCCUCUCAUCUGAGAAAACUGGAUCUGAGCUGGAACAACCUGCAGGACUCAGCAGUGAAGGAGCUUCUUGAUCUACAGCAGAGUCCAACCUGUCGACUGGAGACUCUGAGGUGGAGAUGAGUGUGAAGAGGACAGUGUGUGUGGACGGAGGCUGAGCUGUGUCCUGAGGAUCCAGAGGCUGAAGCAGCAGCAGCUUGUGUGUAGUCUCCAAUCUACACAACCCCUAAUCUGCAUGUGUUUGUGAGAUGAAGCCGGAGCACCUGGAGAAAACACGGGAAGAACAUGCAGACUCCACACAGGAAGACCCCAUCUGAACCGGAUUCAAACCAGCAACCUUCCUGCCCAGAUUGGGUUUAUUCACAUUAAGAAUGUGUUUAUUGAAAUGACACAACACAAGCAGAAUAGAUAAACCCUCUAUAAAGAGUCACAUACACAAAGUUCAACACAUUGAAAUCACUUUGAGUUUAAAAUCAGAGUUUUGUCUUUGACACAAAAGAUCAAAACUCUGGACUUAAAAAUGGGACGUUUUCAUUUCUGCAUCAGGUGCAGAGCGUGGUGGCUUUUCUACUUUUGACCCACAGGUGGCGCUGCAGUAUAACAGCAGCACAUCCCAGUCAAAGCCUUUAUAUUCAGUCUAUGAGUCAAACACAUGGAUCAUUUCCUCUGUGACAAACCAGAUGUAACGAGAGGAAAAACAUCUCAGAGAGAAAAGUUCUGUUUCUACUUGUCUCUGCUUUAAUGCUCAAUAAACAUCCUUCCACCGAC
This is a messenger RNA of Platichthys flesus (European flounder), 3671 nucleotides long. Its product is annotated as NLR family CARD domain-containing protein 3-like. The record is from RefSeq and is a predicted model, not a curated record. Bases 417 to 3026 code for a protein of 869 amino acids. Gene Ontology annotation, molecular function: protein binding. NCBI's taxonomy places the organism in Eukaryota, Metazoa, Chordata, Actinopteri, Pleuronectiformes, Pleuronectidae. The transcript is spliced from 10 exons.